AUGAGAGACACCAUCAGACACUAUGAGAGACACCAUCAGACACCAUCAGAGACACCAUCAGACACCAUCAAACACCAUGAUAGACACCAUCAGACACCAUCAGACACACCAUCAGACACCAUCACAGACACCAUCAAACACCAUCAGACACCAGAGACACCAUCAGACACCAUCAAACACCAUCAGACACCAUCACAGACACCAUCAAACACCAUCAAACACCAUCAGACACCAUCACAGACACAAUCAGAGACACCAUCAGACACCAUCAGAGACUUCAUCAGACACCAUCAAACACCAUCAGACACCAUCACAGACACCAUCAAACACCAUCAAACACCAUCAGACACCAUCACAGACACAAUCAGAGACACCAUCAGACACCAUCAGAGACACCAUCAAACACCAUCAGACACCAUCAGAGACACCAUCAAACACCAUCGAAAACCAUCAAACACCAUCACAGACCCCAUCAGACGCAAUCAGAGACACCAUCAAACACCAUCACAGACACCAUCAGACGCAAUCAGAGACACCAUCAAACACCAUCACACACCAUCAGACACCAUGAGAGUCACAAUUAGACAGCAUCAGACACCACCAGAAACACCAUCAAAGACACCAUCAAACACCAUCGAAAACCAUCGAACACCAUCACAGACACCAUUAGACACAAUCAGACACACCAUCAAACACCAUCAGACAGCAUCACACACCAUCAGACACCAUCAGACACGAUCAGAACACCAUCAGACACCAUCAGACACGAUCAGAACACCAUCAGACACCAUUACAGACACCAUCAGAGACACCAUCAGACGCCAUCACAGAGACACCAUCAAACACCAUCAGACACAAUGA
This is a messenger RNA of Knipowitschia caucasica, 861 nucleotides long. Lineage: Eukaryota; Metazoa; Chordata; Actinopteri; Gobiiformes; Gobiidae. The record is from the annotation of a GenBank genome assembly.